Molecule: messenger RNA, 1878 nt
Organism: Impatiens glandulifera
Lineage: Eukaryota; Viridiplantae; Streptophyta; Magnoliopsida; Ericales; Balsaminaceae
Product: serine hydroxymethyltransferase 3, chloroplastic
Exons: 12
Coding region: 172-1704 (510 amino acids)
Biological process (GO): L-serine catabolic process; folic acid metabolic process; tetrahydrofolate interconversion
Cellular component (GO): cytoplasm
Molecular function (GO): cobalt ion binding; serine binding; zinc ion binding
Source: RefSeq, a predicted model, not a curated record
CCUUUUCAAAAAAUCUUGAUAUUUAAAUAUGUCUUGAGGGUCUUGUUGCUGCUCAUAAUCUGCUGCACCCCCCUAAACUGCGGUAAUAUACUCUGACCGGAGAACUCCACCCGGCGCCGCCGCAAUCAUCUCUAUCGUUUCUGGUUUGAAGUGGAAAUUCGUCUGCUUGUAAUGGCUUCUCUUCAACUACAACAGCUGAUUUUGGGAGGAAAGACUCUUCCCAGAGAGUUGACUGCCAACUGUGGCUUUCCCUGUCAACAGGUUAAGCUUGGGCGGAUAACUCAGUUCAGGCCUCCGGCUGCUAUAGCUAUCUCUAAUUCUGAAACUGAAAGUAGCAAGAUCAUCUUUAAGGAUGAUGCUCUCAGUGAAGUUGAUCCUGCAGUGCACUCAAUUAUUCGCAAAGAAAAGCAGCGCCAGUUCAAGAGUUUGGAGCUUAUUGCCUCAGAGAAUUUCACUUCCCAAGCAGUUAUGGAAGCUGUCGGCUCCUGCCUCACAAAUAAGUAUUCUGAAGGAUUACCUGGUAAACGGUAUUAUGGUGGCAAUGAGCACAUUGAUGAGCUAGAAAUCCUCUGUCAAGAAAGGGCAUUGGCAGCAUUUCAUUUAGAUGGAACGAAAUGGGGCGUGAAUGUUCAACCUUUAUCUGGUUCUCCGGCAAAUUUUGAGGUCUACACAGCUCUUCUUAAUCCUCACGAUCGCAUUAUGGGUUUGGAUUUACCUCAUGGUGGUCACUUGUCUCAUGGAUUCAUGACACCUAAAAGACGGGUUUCUGGAACAUCAAUUUAUUUUGAAUCAAUGCCUUACAGACUUGAUGAAUCUACAGGCCUAGUAGAUUAUGAUAUGCUAGAGAAAACAGCUAUUCUUUUUCGACCAAAGCUUAUUAUUGCUGGUGCAAGUGCCUAUCCCCGAGAUUUUGACUAUCCACGGAUGAGAAAGAUCGCAGAUGCUGUUGGGGCUUUUCUCAUGAUGGAUAUGGCUCAUAUAAGUGGACUUGUAGCUGCUUCUGUGGUUGGCAAUCCUUUUGAGUACUGUGAUAUUGUGACAACUACAACACAUAAGUCUUUGAGAGGGCCAAGGGGUGGCAUGAUCUUCUUCAAGAAGGAUACUGUGAAUGGUGUUGACCUAGAAACUGCAAUCAACAAUGCUGUUUUCCCCGGAUUGCAGGGUGGUCCACAUAACCACACAAUUGGAGGACUUGCAGUGUGCCUCAAGCAUGCACAAUCACCAGAAUUUAAAAUUUACCAAAACCAGGUUCUAUCUAACUGCAAGGCUCUUGCAACCCGCCUAGUUGAAUUGGGAUACACACUCGUUUCUGGUGGGAGCGACAACCACCUUGUUCUUGUUGAUCUUAGGCCAUUAGGUAUGGAUGGAGCUCGAGUGGAAAAGAUUCUCGAUAUGGCCUCCAUCACUCUCAACAAGAAUUCCGUGCCCGGUGAUAAAAGUGCAUUGGUACCGGGUGGGAUAAGAAUUGGAUCACCUGCAAUGACUACAAGAGGAUUCACAGAAAAGGAAUUCACACAAACUGCUGAAUUAAUUCACGAGGGGGUGUUGAUAGCAAUUGAAGCAAAGAAGUCUGUUUCUGGGACAAAGCUCCAAGACUUUAUGAAGUUUAUUGGAUCAAACGAUUUCCCUUUAACAGAUAAGCUCGAAGCUUUACAGAGGAAAGUCGAGAAUCUCACUACCCAAUUUCCAUUGCCAGGAUUAUAAAUCGAUAAUAUCGUUUAGCUUCCAAUCUUUGUUUGUGCGCUGCUACAAAGAUUGAAAAUAUAAUUUUUUGUCUUCUUAAGUUGUGUGACAUUAUGGACUUACUUAUUCACCCUAAAGAUCUUGAUUCUUCUUUAUUGUGAACCUUCAAUAUAAUCAAACCUUUCUUUAUUUCUU